Molecule: messenger RNA, 3245 nt
Organism: Lethenteron reissneri (Far Eastern brook lamprey)
Lineage: Eukaryota; Metazoa; Chordata; Hyperoartia; Petromyzontiformes; Petromyzontidae
Product: protein FAM3C-like
Source: RefSeq, a predicted model, not a curated record
UCCGCAGUGAAGUAGAGGAGCCUAUAACGUGAUCGCAUCGCUUGCCCUCUUGCUUGCCAUCGGAGGCCGCAGCGCCGUCUCUCGUCUCUCAUAAGCCGGCGGGUGGAAAUUCCACGUUCCUAUGACGGCUGACCCUGUGGUGACGUCCAGCAAGAUCUUUGCAUUGUGAGGUCCACUGUUCUCAAGUGACAAGGACAACAUCGCAGACAAUGAGGAUUCCAGCGUUCGUGCAGAUCGUGGGGGUCGCCCUGUUUCUCAUCGUGGUGCUGUACGUGGGAAACCGCACGCUGGAGCUCAACCUGGAGAAGAAGAUUAAGGACAUGUUGCCAGCCGAAAUUAAAAUCGUGGCUGUCCAGAGAAAAGAAAUCGAGAAUAACUCUCCAGAGGAAAAGAAGCCGUAUUUCAAGUGCGGCCUCCCAGAACCGUGCCCCGACAAGCACCUGCCCUUCCGAGUGCUCACGGGCGCGGCCAACAUCGUCGGACCAAAGAUCUGCCUGGACGAUCAAAUAAUAAUGAGCAGCGCCAGAAACAACGUUGGACGGGGAUUCAACAUCGUCAGUGUGGACGGAGCGAAGGGAAAUGUUUUGGAAGUUCACACAUCGGAUGUGUACAAUGGAGAAAUCGAUAAACUCAUCGCAUUCCUGAAGACCAUAAAGGACGGCUCGAUCGUAAUCAUCGCCUCGUUCGACGACGCGUCCACGCACUUGAACGACGAGGCUCGGGGUCUGCUCGCGGACCUCGGAAGCAAGUUCAUCAAGGACCUGGGCAUGCGCGACAACUGGGUGUUUGUUGGAGGCAAGGGGCUGAACCUCAAAACGUCCUACGAACGGCACAUCAAGAGCAACAAGGAUACAAACAAGUACGAGGGCUGGCCUGAGCUGCUGGAACUUGAAGGCUGCAUCCCUCUGAAGUUGGAUUAAGGCUCGGCCACGUGUCUGUGCGGGAAUCGACGGCAAAUGUUGGAAAGCACAUCCGUAUUUUCAAGCAGAACUCGAAAAUGUAUUGCUUCAAUAUUGUUGUAUUCUAAAAAUGACUUGAUGCAACCCAGAUUACCCCUUCAAAUAAAGGCAAUGCAUCAUGUUUCACAACGGCCCUUUAUUAAAUCCUUUAUAUUAAGUUCACUUGCUUGCUUGCUUACGACCGUGCAAAUCUUUCGGUCGUUUUUAACCCACUUCCCGUGAUCCAAUCGAGCUGACAUUUUGCACACAGACUCGUUGUGCGUGACAAUUUAUUUUCGUGAAAAAAAAUGUCCAAAAUGUUACACUUUUUAGGAAAAAAUAAAUUAUAUUUAAUUACCAAUUGCUUAAUGGUGGCAGCCAUUCAUCUGACCCAUAGGUGGCAGCCAUCUCAAGCCAGAGGACGAGAGGACUCUAGCCGCCACGCAUAUAAAGGAUUUAUAGUGAAAAACUUAGUUUUUACGGGUUAAUUUUUUUCGUUUCCUAGUUAAAGAGUACAACUACAUAUAUGUAAGUGCAACUUUUUUUUUUAUUAGGCCAUUGGCCUCUAUAGGCUUUCCAGACCAACAGCGUUUGCUAAGCAAACUCUGACAUGGUUUCGAGCUUUCUGGUCAUCAUCAGUAGGGCAGGGCCUAUUUCAAACAAAAUUUACAGCGUUGCUUUUGCAUGCUAUCCACUUUUGGAGCUUCGGGUUGUGUGAAUUUUCGUUGAUGGGCUUCCCAAUGAACCGCGUUAUAUGCUUGGCAUGGCAAUUUCCCCCCCCCCCCCCUUUUAUUCAGCAAUAAGGCUUGUUAAAUAAAUGCUGCGGAGUUGGAAGAUUCCACAGGGAAGAGGCACGGUUCAAUAUUAAACGCAAUGUUGUAUACAAAGUUGAUUGAAGUUCUGCUUCUUAAUAAAAACUUUAAAAAACUAUUAUUUGCCAGGUAAGGCCGCCACUGAGCUAUGUAGCUCUUUAUCAGAAGCGACUUGUCCACAAAUGAUAGCUCAACGAAGUGGCUUAUCGUGUGGAAAUUUCUAUCAGCCAAAUACUCGCAAACGUAUGUUUCUGAUUGUGGAGGGAAAAACCUGUGAGGACCCCAAGAGAAAUGCACGCGACCACGGGGAGAACAUGAAAACUCAAAAUAUACAGGCGUCAGGGUCGGAAUCAAACCACCCAUCCCCUCCUGCAUGCCAGGCGAGGUAGUUAACAUCUCGUCACCACGGCGCCCCCAUAUGCUUUAACAUAUGCUUUUACCCAUAAUGUUUCACAACAAGGCAUGAGUUUGUAUAUAAAACAUGUGCACUCCAAAUAAGACGUUUUAAGUGAGAAAAAUAAGCGUGGGUUUUUUUCAUUUCAAAGUUAGGUAAAUUAUUCCACUUAGAAAAAUAAAUGAUUAUCCUUUUCCAUUUUUUCUUUAAAUAAUAUUGUAAAUACGUGUGAUGGUGUUCAAUGGGAUUUAAUGCUUUUUAAGGAAUAUAUUUUUAAUCCAUAUGAUUACAUUUUCGCACACCUUUAAAAAAUAAAUCAAAUGAAAUAGUGCUUAUCUUAAAGAAACAUGUUAAUUCGAAUACCAGUGGAGCAUAUUCAUCAUCUCAGUACUUAAUUUCACAGAACAGUAUGGAACAGUAUGGAAUACUGUUCCAGGAUUGUGCUAGCACUCCGCCUCACCUUAUUUUAUCCUCAGAGUAUCGUAAUAUAUAAUAAUAUAUUUCUUAUGGUUAGGCAUACUCUUGUAUUCUAGUGGUAGUGCCUUACACCUGCUCCAAAUCCAGCCCUAGUAGUGUUCCGGAAAGUAUCGAGCAAUAAACUAGGCCCUGUUUACACUCUUGCUACUGCUGGCAAAGUAUUUUAGAUCAAUACAUAGAGUACUUUUUGUCGCGGUGGGUUUGUAUGUUUACAUUAGAAUUUGACCCUUCUGAAAUGUUACACGAUUGCGUUUAUGAGCGGAAAGUGUAAAAGUAAAAUUAACAAAAAUUGUCCCAAACACAACUCUGUCCUGUAUAUCUUGUUGGUUUACAAAGUUAAGAAAAGUCCGGCCGCAAAAGUCAGAUUUGUUGUGUCCUGUAAAUAUUAAGGGUUGUACACUUGUACGGUUUCUAAAGACGAUUUAUGGUGACAGGUGAAGGUAUGUGUAUGUCUAUUGAAUAAGUGUCUUAAUAUUAAACAUUUCUGUUCAGGACAUGUGAAUUUGAGCGUUGAUUUUUAGACUGUCGAAAUCAUGGGUCAUAAUAAUGAUUUAGCACAGGGGUCGGGAACCUUUUUGACUGGGAGAGCCAUAAAAGCCAAAUAUUUCUAAAUAUAUUUCAUUG